AUGCUUCUCUACAUAUUUAUAGUCCAACUGUUAAUUCUUUCAUUGAAUGCUUCAAUAAAUGAACAACGUUUUCCAACAUUGUGGUUUGAAGCUCCUUCUUCAAUUUCUGAUUAUCCACUGGUAAAUAAUUGUUCAUCAUCGUCGAUAAUGAACAAUACUUCAUGUCGAUUAAUUGAUCCUUGGUUAUAUUUGGAUAGACUUGGUUUGUAUAAGAUUUUAAUUCAAUCAACAACACAUUUAAUGAAAACAUGUUCAACAUCAGCAUUAUUCGAUGGAUGUAAUAUUUUAGUUGGUCUUGCUGCACAAUUAGGAUGGCAAUUUGAUUCCAACAGAUUAUUUUCAAAUGGAACUCGAGAGAUAUCAAUUAAUAGUUGGUGGGGAUCAUAUAAUUAUUAUUUAUCAGUUAUUCCUUUUCUUGCUGCUGUUGAUAAAGGAAUUAUUCAUGGAGACUUAUUUCAAAUCGUUAAACGUGAUAAUUUUUGUUCGAAUUCUAGUGAAUGUUUUAAUCAAGUCGAAGGACCCAUGAUUGAAUGGAGUCUUUUCUUUGAUCGUCUUUUACAUCCUGGCAAUUGCAGUUUUACUGAUUUAAAUUAUAUGCAUGAUCGUUGUUAUUUAGGCCCAAUGUGGAGAGCUCAUACGAAUUCAACUAUAAAUGCUCUUCCAAUUAUUGAAUCUAAACUCUCUGUAUUACCAUCAAAAAACGAACAACAAUUCGGUUUAGGUUGGGUUAAUGUUCUUGUUUUAAUUGGAAUGGCACGAAGAAAUACAAAUUUAGUAGAUAUGAAUAAUUGUCAAGACCUAUAUCUUCCUAAACGAAUUUUAAGAGACAAUGAUAGACCACCACGUAUUACAGAUUUACCUGAAACAGUUAAUUUAGCUUUGCAGCUUUUGCUUUCAAUUACAAUUGAUUCGUAUCCUGAACUGGUAGACGAUUGGGUUGAAGCAACAUGUAGUUAUAAAGCACGGAAAGAUGCACGAGUUGCAAUAUAUAUAGUACCAGUGAACAAAAUAGUUGCAGCAGCAUUUGUUGUAUCGGCUGAAGCUGAAAUACUUAUAUAUGGUUGCGACGACGAAUGA
Molecule: messenger RNA, 1077 nt
Organism: Adineta steineri
Lineage: Eukaryota; Metazoa; Rotifera; Eurotatoria; Adinetida; Adinetidae
Source: the annotation of a GenBank genome assembly